AUGACGAUAUUAUUACUUUUUACUUACAAUUAUUUCUAUCAACACUCACCGAGGCUUUAUAUCGAUUUAAUCAACUUUUUCACAAUGUUUGGGCGUGUUCAAGCUCGAUUUAGUGAAUCUGCAGGAGCCUUGGCUUACUUUGCUCUCAUUGCUGGAGUGGCUACUGAUUCAAAGGGAUUAAAGACAUUUAAUUUAAAUACGAAUAACUUGGAAAAAGUAAAAAUUAAAGUUCAUGAAGUAAUUGACUAUUCUAGAUUUAUUGCUUUAAGUCGGCCGUUUAUAUUUCGUACUCAAAUGGCGAGUAUUGCUAAGCUGAAAUUGAUCGAGUCUUUUGAGCAAGUUCUUUCAGUCAUAGAUAGAGACAAUAUAAUGACUGCGAAGUCUAAAAGCUCAUUGUUGAAUCGUUCUACUAUGGUCUCAGAUGCUACCAAAACUACACCAUCUGAUAGGAAAACUGGGGUUUAUAAAGCACCAUAA
Trichoplax adhaerens is the source of this 477-nucleotide messenger RNA. RefSeq lists its product as uncharacterized. The record is from RefSeq and is a predicted model, not a curated record. Bases 1 to 477 code for a protein of 158 amino acids. The transcript has 9 exons. Lineage: Eukaryota; Metazoa; Placozoa; Uniplacotomia; Trichoplacea; Trichoplacidae.